AUGAAGUCGCGCAAAAAAGAUGAAGACUUACCAAAAACGAUACCAUGUCCACAUAAGGGUUGUAAUAAAAUGUUUAAAGAUAAUGCAUCAAUGAGAAAACAUUUACACACACACGGUCCACGAGUUCACGUUUGCGCCGAAUGUGGAAAGGCUUUUGUUGAAAGUUCCAAACUAAAACGUCAUCAACUAGUCCACACGGGCGAGAAACCAUUCGUGUGUACCUUUGAGGGCUGUGGUAAACGAUUUUCGUUAGAUUUCAAUCUUCGUACUCAUAUUAGAAUUCACACAGGAGAUCGUCCUUACGUUUGUCCUUUUGAUGGUUGUAAUAAGAGAUUCGCCCAGUCUACAAAUCUUAAAUCUCAUAUAAUGACUCAUGCGAAAAAUGCUAAUAAAUCGAAAGGGGAAUAA
Messenger RNA from Trichoplax adhaerens, 408 nucleotides. RefSeq names its product zinc finger protein. Gene Ontology annotation, cellular component: PcG protein complex; transcription regulator complex. The record is from RefSeq and is a predicted model, not a curated record. Gene Ontology annotation, biological process: regulation of transcription by RNA polymerase II. The transcript has 4 exons. NCBI's taxonomy places the organism in Eukaryota, Metazoa, Placozoa, Uniplacotomia, Trichoplacea, Trichoplacidae. Gene Ontology annotation, molecular function: DNA-binding transcription factor activity, RNA polymerase II-specific; RNA polymerase II cis-regulatory region sequence-specific DNA binding. The coding region runs from base 1 to 408 and encodes 135 amino acids.